AUGGAACAGAAGCAGGAUGACAAUGGCUGCCACAAUCUGAAACAAAGACUGUCUGAUCUAGGAUUAGUAGACAUUGACAUUGAUGGAUGCCAGGUAACUGACCAGUGGAAGGAGAAGCUUGUGAAUACCAUCACAAAAUAUGAAGACAUCUUCUCAAGGCAUAAUCUGGACUGCGGAGAAGCCAGGGGUUAUGUUCACCAUAUCCACCUGGUUGAUGACAGACCCUUCCGGCUACCAUACAGAAGAGUUCCGCCUGCUCAUUACCUGAAGCUGAGGAAGGUAUUGACAGACAUGGAAGAAGUAGGUCUUAUACGCAAGUCAGUUAGUGAGUAUGCCUCCCCUUUAGUCAUGGUAUGGAAGAAAGACGGGAGUCUGAGGUUAUGCACUGAUAUCAGGUGGAUGAAUGCACGAACGGUGAAGGACACUCAUCCCCUUCCUCAUCAAGCAGAUUGCCUCGCAGCCCUUGGUGGCAGUGCAUUUUUCAGCACCAUGGACUUGACCUCAGGAUUUUAUAACAUUCCAGUUCAUGAAGAGGACAAGAAGUACACAGCCUUUACCACACCGAUGGGACUUUAUGAGUACAAUCGCAUGCCACAAGGUCUGUGUAACAGCCCGGCCUCAUUCAUGAGAAUGAUGUUACGUAUAUUUGGGGACCUAAACUUCUCAAAUCUCCUUUGUUACCUAGAUGACUUGUUGGUCUUUGCACCCACCGAGGAACAGGCUCUACAGCGACUUGAAGCUGUGUUUAGCCGUCUAAGAGCCAACAAUCUCAAACUAGCACCCAAAAAAUGCCACUUCCUACGAAAAACAGUGAAAUUCCUCGGACAUUUCAUUAAAGAGGACGGUGUAUCAGUGGAUCCUGAGAAGGUGGAGGCCAUUGCCAAGAUGAGCCAUGCUCAGCUGAUGGAGGCAGACGGAUGCACUCCCUCUGCCCGGAGGCUGAAAUCCUUCUUGGGUAUGGUAUUAUAUUACCAGCACUUCAUUCCUGACUGUUCUGCUAUAGCCAGACCUUUGUUUGCACUCACUGGGGGUCAAAAGAGAAGAGGAAGAGAUGGGAAGAAGGGCAACAGUGGGAUUUUCCGGAAGCUGACGCUAUCGGAUUGGACUGAUGAGUGUGUCGUUGCAUUCCAGAAGCUGAAGGAUGCUCUUUUGAAUUGUGUCCUGCUAGCUCACCCUGAUUUCGAGAGGCCGUUCAUUCUCUUCACUGACGCUUCCUUGGAUGGUCUUGGGGCUGUGCUUUGCCAAGUACCUGAAGGUGAAGAUAAGGCAAGGCCCAUAGCAUUUGCGAGCAAGACCCUGAAUAGUAACCCGUUAACGUACAUCAUGACAAAACCCAAGCUGGACGCUUGCGAGCAAAGAUGGGUUGCCAAGCUGGCACAGUACAACUUUGAUUUGAAGCGUAUCCCAGGCAGCAAGAAUACAGUAGCAGAUGCACUGAGCCGCGACCCCUUCGCAGUGACUGUCGUGCAGAGACUGAUGAGGGAGUCCUACCUAGCACUUCUGUCUGAGGCUGUUGGGACUUUGAAUGAUGAUGUCCAAGAUGCCUUCCAUUGGGCUUCUUAUCCCCAGGAGAUAACCUCUUUGACCACUGCUGAAGUGAAGGCCAUAUGUCAGCUCCAUAUCGACUGGGAAUGUUCAACGGAGAUGCAAGCAAUCCAGCUUGGUUCCAACACCCAACGGCUGCUUUCUCCUGGUAUUGACACUUUGCCUGAACUCUCACACGAGGAACUUCGAGAUCUCCAGCUGCAAGACUGUGACUUCCAUGGUCAUCCCUUUCGUCUUCAAUAA
This is a messenger RNA of Oncorhynchus tshawytscha (Chinook salmon), 1788 nucleotides long. Its product is annotated as retrovirus-related Pol polyprotein from transposon 17.6. Bases 1 to 1788 code for a protein of 595 amino acids. NCBI's taxonomy places the organism in Eukaryota, Metazoa, Chordata, Actinopteri, Salmoniformes, Salmonidae. The record is from RefSeq and is a predicted model, not a curated record. The transcript has 2 exons.